UUAGGAAUAAGCGUGGUUCGGGUGACCGAAGAAUGACGAUUGCAUUAAGUAGUAGUCGUACCGGUAAUCGGAAGUCCUUGCUUGCUCCUGAUACUAGUCGAAGGGGAACUAUUGCUGGUGGUGGUGCUGCUGGGUUGGCCUUGGGUUCGAUUGACUUUCGGAGGUUUGGUACCCUAGGAGAAAGAGAUGAUGCUGGUAUUGAUGAAGCUGCAUCCAUAGCUGCCAGUGUGAUUGGAUCUCAAGAAGGUAGAAAACAGAAGGUUGUCAUCUGGCCUGAAUGGAGUGAUGCUGAUGUCAAUGGAGAAAAAUGGGAUGCCCCACACAAACCCAAGGAGAAAGACAAGGGCAAGAGCCCAAGCAGCAUGCAACACUUCUUUGAUGAUCCAGAGGGAAGAAUAGACCUACCUGGUAACCUUAGACAUCGUGUAGACCAUUGGAGAAGACCACAGGACUUCAUCACUGACAAGACGCCAGUAGUCUAUGAUCCAGAUAGCAAUCAGGACAUCGACCUACUCACUAACAAUGAACACCUUGAUGAAUGUGAGACAUUACGUUGGAUCACCAGUCAAAUCACCAACCUGUGGCACUCUACAGCCACGCCCAUCACCGAACCUCAUGAGGGAGUCACCAUAGCAGGGGGUAAGAUGCACCCCUGGAGGCCAUGGGACCAUAUCUACGCCCUCUGUAAAGUAGGAAAGGCACCCCAUCUACCCCUCUACAAUGCCCAUGGCAAAUACAUCAUCAGAAUAUAUUGGAUGGGAACAUGGAGGAAAGUGACGGUCGAUGAUACCAUCCCGUUUGAUGAUAAUGGAAAGAUGCUUCUACCCUGCUCCAGAUUGACCCAUGAACUUUGGCCUAUGCUCCUCACCAAAGCUCUCAUCAAAGUAUUCUCAUUAGAUUACUCAACUGGAAACAGCAGCUGUGAGUUUGGUGAUGUGACUGUGAUUCAGACAUUGACUGGGUGGCUACCUGAAACAAUACCUCUACAGUAUGGUCAUUUAGACAAGGUGUGGGAGCUGAUGAAGAAGCUUCUGCCAGAGUUCAAGCUCCCUGAGCUGGAUCCUCCCCCAUCGGAGGAGCUGCCUCCUGAAGAGGCUCCUAAGAAGGAGAAGAUGGGUGAUGAGAUGUCUGUGGUUACUAGGGAGUCUAACAAGGAUGGCAAAGGAGGCAAAGGAUUUGAUGGAAGAUCUGAAAAGGGAGACAAGGACUCUAGAGUCGGUCAUAAAGAGGACGUCAAAGAGGGAAAGAAAGACAAGAAGGACAAGAAAGACGACAAAGACAAAGACAAACGAGAAAUAACCUAUAAAGACCAGUCAAUGCCGAUGGUUCCAGAGAGCCCUCAAGUGACACUCUUUGUCAGCUAUAUACACCCUCCUAAGGUACCACUCAGGAUCUCGGUGCUUGGAGAAAUGGCUGAUGCAUCAGAGAAGCUUCGUCAGAAUGGUCUAUCCCAUGUCUACCCUCACCCUCUUAUGCUGACCCAGACCAGAUCUUGCCCCUUGGUAGCCCCACCCCCUCCACCUAAGAUUCCUUCCUGGAAGCUGAUACGCCCCAAGAAGAAGAAGCCAUCUCCUACUGAUGAGCCCUCUGAACCUGAAGUGAAGAAACCAGAGCAGUUUGUUGAACUGACUUCUCCAUUUGUCAACUACAAAGUCAGCUCUGUUCCCAUUCCUACAGACACGAAGAGACCUAACUCCUCUCUAUCUCGAGGAGCUGUCUCCAGACCAGAGACCUCCCAGAUGGGUGAGAUCUGUGAGGUAGAUGAGAAUGCUCCUGAGAAGACCGAGGAGGAGCUUGCCAAGGAGAAGGAGGCCAAGCAAAAAGCAGAAGAGGAGGCCAAGAAGAAAGAAGCAUUGGCUAAUAGCAUACCAGAUAUACAGAUGGGAGGAGUUGUAUCACCUGGAUUGAUGCCCAACACAUCCCCUAGAGAGAGACAGAAGUCAGCCAGGAAAACAAGUAGUGUCAAGGUUGAGAAGGUCGAUGAUAAGAAAACCAAAGAUGACAAGAAGGAACCAAAACUAGAUGUCCAGAGUCCGGCCCCGAAGAAGUCUGCCAAGAAAUCUCGGGGUACAGGUGAGAAGGAGAAGAUGUUCCCUGGCAAGCUGGAAUCCAAGGGGUCAAUGAAGGAUCUCAAAGGGUCAGGGGUCAAAGAGAAAAGCAAAGAGAGUGAGAAGGAGAAGAGUAGUGGGUCUAAAGAUGGAGGCAGCGGGCUGGGUGGGGCACUCAAACCCCCCGGUACCAGUGAGGGGUACAUGGACCAACCCCCUGAUACCUUCUCCGUUAUGACAGAUGGUGUACCCCGGUCUGCCCUCGGGGAGGGGUCAGUGAUGUUCGUUGAUGGGGAUACUCCAGCAGGGGACAAGGUCGAGGUCAAUCAGGCCGAUAAGAAAGUCUGGAUGGACUUUGAAGACUUCUGCAAAUGCUUCAAGACGCUAUAUAUUUUCCACAAGCCAAGUUCUUAUAUGUGCACACACAAAGUAUCUGAUCUGAAGAGUGAGUUACCGGGCGUGGUCGCUCAUCCAUCUAGUGCUCGAGGCGUCAAGGAACCAAACACUACAACAUCUUCCAGGAAGAGAACUACUACAAACAUUGACAUAUUGGCUGACACUAAUGUACAAGCUACUGCUGGAAAGAAGUCUGCUGCUCCCGGUGGUCCAACCAAUCCCAGUGGGUCGAUGACCUCCCAGACUCCUGCUAGGAUGCCCUUCAGUCCAUCACCACCACAUCAUACCACAACGGAUGAUCGAUCUCCUCAUUACAUGUUCGUUGAUAAUCUGGAGCCUACUGAGAUCAUUGUAAGCUUCUCAUCAUUGUCCAAGUGGUUUGAUCCUCCUGCGGACCUACCCAAGACUUCCCAUAGCUCUACAAGAGGAAAGGAUCAGCUCAAGGAUACAGAAUCCAUAGCUGGAUCGAGCAGUGUGGCUGAUGCAACCAUAACUCCCAAAGACACACCUGUGACACCCACCACACCCGGUCUCCUGGUAGCUGAGCCUUACUCCUGGAAGAGUCUGGUGGUUGGACAACCCAUCCUGAGGAUUCGCUCCACCUUCACAAAGGCUGCUGCUCUUACCUUGCCUCCUGGACGGCAUGUCCUUCGUUUCAUGAUGACAGCUCCUCUAGGAUACCAUGUCCAUCUCUGUUCCACUGUACCAUUUGUCUAUGGAGAUGAGGAAACUGUCAUGACUCAUCUCACAAAGGAGAGUUGUCGGUUUGUAGAUCAGGCCAUGCAGGUCAUGCAGACCAUAGGUAAUGCCAUCCAGAACUUCGACAACAAGGAACUCUUUAAUGCCAAUAUGAAGGAACUUAGCCUCCUACACUGUCCUGUACGCAACAAUACCCUGGCUGUCAUACACAAUCAUGAGGUGUUCAAGGAUGCCCUUUAUAACACAUUGCGGAGGGCACUCACCGAGAGUCUGACCCCAGAGAUGACCUUUGCUUGGAAGGCAUUUAACUUUGACGUCCUUACAAAGAACAUAGCUGGGAUACCUGUCAGCCAGAGUCGCCCAGCAACUGGUGCCUCACGAAAAUCUGCCAAACUGUUGAGAAAGAAGAAUGCAGAGGAAGUAGAACCACAAGGCGUUGAAGUUCCAGACCAGUGGGUGGACAGGCAACCUACAGAACUAGAAGACGUGGCAGUGACUCUAUUAGCCAGGUACUGGAGAGGGUGCUAUGUACGUAAAGUCAAGGCAGCCAGGAGUCCAGGAACCGUUGCUAAUGUCCAAGCUAAGGAGCAGCUUCAGAAAGCCUGGAGCAUCAUGGAGCCAAACCUGGAGCAACAUGCACUCCAUCUAUUCAGGACAAUGUUCAAGACUGAUCCUGAUCUGAUGCCUAACUUUACCUUCUUCCAAGAUGAGUGGAACAAGAUCUCCUAUGUGGACUUCCAGGGAACAUAUCAAGAACAACCUCCACACACAUGGUUUGUGGUCUUCAGGGAUGUGCUGUUUGUCCAAGAGCCUAUGUUGGUCGUUCCUAAGCUGUACUGCUCCAUUCCUACCUGUAUGCUGAGGGUUGUUGACAAUGAUACUGGUGAAGAGAUACCAAGGGUCUUCCAGAGAGUGGCUCCAUAUGAAUACAAGAAGAACAGGAGAGGCUACACCUUCCUUGCCGAGGCUCGAACCAGCGACCUACCGCUGACCAGCGGGAAGUGGAGGAUGCGUCUGAUUGGUUCGUCUAGUCCCCUCCCUCAGCCAAUCAGAGAUGGCAUCAAUAGUAACUUCCUCCUCAAAGAAAUCAGAGAUUAUUACAUCCCUAAUAAGGAGAAUAUUAUAAUGAGGUAUGUUGUAAAGCCACAGGAGGACCAUGUAUCCAGCAUACAGUUCAGUACAUCCAAACCAGAUGUGUACAUUAGUCUGGACAUACUAGAUAAUGAGGAGUCUGUAGCCAGUACAUCGGGGAAGGGUCAUGCAGUGAUCCCAGCUUUCACUUUCCUCAGGGAUAGGGAACCAGGGGAAGAGGAGAAGAGGUCAUCACGCUCCUCUGCCAGAGGAGCUCGAGGCCAUGGCAGUACAGCCAGUCUAGGAUCUGGCAAGAGGAAAUCACACUCAGCCAGCAGUCACGAUGGUCGAGGAUCGCGUGCUAGCAGAGCAUCUGGAGAUCUUAAUGAAGAAGAAAUGAAGCCACACAAGUACAUCAUCCAAGCUAAGGUGAUGAGGAAGAGCUGGCCUCUGUCUGAAAGCAGCUGGGCCUUCGUACAGGUCCUAAAAGAACUAGAGAAGAACGAGCUUAAAGUGGAACAAAACCAUUCCUUUCACCCCACGGCCAUCUUCCUUGAGUACAAAAUUCCGGAAGAUUACGACGAAGACAAAAUGGAAUCUCCGUCCCGACUGAGAAGAGCAAGAAAAAAGGACAGAGUGGAGAGUACAUCAUCAGACGCAAAAGGGGAUAGAGAAGAUUCGCAGGAGAGAAGAAAAGCCAACAAAGAGCGUCCUCUAUCCCCAGGUAAGGGUGAUGCCAAGGCAGCAGCUAAGGAUCGUGGUAAGAAGGGCAAGGACAAGGGUAAAGACAAGGACAAAGAUAAGGACAAAGGCAACGCGUCUAGACCAUCCUCACAACAGUUUGAUAGUACCAAGCCUAACUGGACUCUUAGAGUGGUCCUGGACCAGACACCAACGGAGGAGGUUGAGAUCCGCCGUGAUACGGAACGUCAGGAUGAGAUCCGUGCUAUGAAGCAGGCAUGGGAAGCAGCUGAUCCUGGUCGGGCUGCCAAGGCACAAGCAGCAAGGGAGAAGUUCCUCAAAGAACAUCUGAUCAAGCUAGAACCAGAAGAAGACCAGACAGCAGCGCAACCAGAACAAACAGAGGCUGCAGAAGCAGCAGAAGUUGGUCCACCGCAGACUCCAGCCUCUGAGAUGGAACCUCCAAUUAAUGAUACUAUCCUUACCAAUGAGCCACCGCCUCCACCACCAGCCAAGGAGAUCCUCAAGACCAUGGACUAUACACCUUACAUCAGACCUGCAGACUUCACAGGUGAACCUAGGCUGAAGGAUGAAGAGGAGGUCCAGAGACAGUUUGAGGUGAAGCAGAGAGAGAUCAAGGAAUAUACCCUCUUCAGAGAGGCUGUACUGGACGAGAGAGAGCAGGAUAGAAAGAGAAGGAACCUCACCAAGGAGAAACAGCUCAAGAAGUGUAUAGAAUUACAGACUAGUCUUGAUGAGAGGAGAGAAGAGAUCAAUAAACCAAGGGAAGCCUUCAGGCAGAAGUUCCUUGAGGCUGAGAAGAAGCGCCUUGAGGAGAUCGCUGCAGCGGAGGCAGCGUUGAAGGCAGAACAGGCCAGGAGAUCACCAUCACCUAAGGGCAAGAAGAGCCCUAAAGGAAAGAAGAGUCCUGGAAAGAAAAGUGCUAAGGGAAAGAAGAAAUAAAAUGUUUGGAGAGUAAGGGUUGUCACUUGUCUAUUGAAGUGGUUUCAUAUCAUACAUUCCUUGUGUUCCAACUUUGUCUACUAGCAGACGGUUGAAUUCUCAGUUUGUCUAAUGCCAUCAUGGAUAAACCCACCCUGGUCGUAUCAAUAUGGUCCAAGUUUCACUUUGACUGCUUACCAUUUUGCUCUUUAUCAAAUGAAAAUGCAGUUCAAAAACAGUUCCUCCAAUCAUAUAGACUAAAUGGUGUUAUAUCAAAAUAGAUAUUAAUCCAAAUGGAUAUAGGCUUCAUUGUAAAUCAGACAAGAUAAUAAUGAGCUAAAUGGCAAUAGACCAAAUGGUUAGGUGGUGAAUUUGGUUGUAGAUGAAUUAUGAUUGGGUGUCCACCAAGUGGCAAUUUACCCACUUCUUGUAGGAAUUGUAAUCCUGUAUCUGCCUACCAAAUGGAAAGCAAAUCUUAUAAACAAGAACUAAACACUGAAGAGAAGGGUCUGAAUAGACCGAGUGAGAGGAGGAAUGGAAGCUUUCUUUAUGAGCUGAUAAUUGUAGAUGCUGAAAGGGUACUUAAAGGGGAAGUUCACCCUGACAAAAAGUUUAUUGUAAAAAU
This is a messenger RNA of Lytechinus variegatus (green sea urchin), 6462 nucleotides long. Its product is annotated as androglobin-like. Gene Ontology annotation, biological process: proteolysis. Gene Ontology annotation, molecular function: heme binding; oxygen binding; calcium-dependent cysteine-type endopeptidase activity. The transcript has 46 exons. The coding region runs from base 33 to 5858 and encodes 1941 amino acids. The record is from RefSeq and is a predicted model, not a curated record. NCBI's taxonomy places the organism in Eukaryota, Metazoa, Echinodermata, Echinoidea, Temnopleuroida, Toxopneustidae.